This is a messenger RNA of Eurypyga helias (sunbittern), 1172 nucleotides long. It is a transcript of the gene CDC42EP3, whose product is annotated as CDC42 effector protein (Rho GTPase binding) 3. NCBI's taxonomy places the organism in Eukaryota, Metazoa, Chordata, Aves, Eurypygiformes, Eurypygidae. Bases 282 to 1043 code for a protein of 253 amino acids. The record is from RefSeq and is a predicted model, not a curated record. The transcript has a single exon.
AGUUCUGGAAGUAACAAGGCAUUUGGUUGCUAGCUGACGUGAAACUUGUGCUCCAGCUUGGGAAGACGUGCAGUGGGAGACAUUCACCUUCACACACCCCACAGUUCUCUGCUUUAGAAGAAGGGGACUUCGUGUGCAAGAGUGGUUCAAGAUGAAAAUGUAAUGUUGAUAAUGCUGAAGGUCUCCUGAGGAUAACUGACUUCGUAAGAGGCUUUUCCCUCCUCUCCCCUUCCCCUUUUUUUUUUUUUUAAUAACUUCCUCUGUCGCAAACUACAAGCAAGAUGCCAGCCAAGACACCCAUCUACUUAAAAGCUGCUAACAAUAAGAAAGGGAAGAAAUUCAAACUAAGAGAUAUCUUGUCUCCUGAUAUGAUUAGCCCACCACUUGGAGAUUUUCGUCACACCAUACACAUUGGAAAAGAGGGACAACAUGAUGUGUUUGGAGACAUCUCCUUUUUGCAGGGCAACUAUGAACUAUUGCCUGGAAAUGAAGGAGAAACCAGAGUUAGCCAGUCUGGUGGCCACAAUGAAUUCUUAAGGGCAAACAGCACAUCUGAAUCCAUGUUUACAGAAACUCCAUCACCAGUGCUCAAAAAUGCUAUUUCCCUUCCUGCCAUUGGGGGUUCUCAAGCCCUUACAUUGCCCUUAUUGUCACCAGUGACAUUUAAUUCAAAGCAAGAAUCUAUCAGGUCAUCAAGAAAUUCUAGGCUUAGCUGUGAGCCAGUAAUAGAAGAAAAAUUGCAGGAGAAAAGUAAACAGACGGAGGAUGGAGAAACAUACAAAGAUGACAUAUGGAAGCAAAAUGGUGGUUCUUCGAAUUUUACUAACGGUAGAGACAGUCACUCAUCCAGCUUUUCUGAACGAUGCACUGAUUGGCAAACAGUUGGUUUAUUUGAUGACAGUCGACUUUCAUGUGAACUAACCAAGACAAAGUCAGAAGAAUCCCUUUCAGAUCUUGCAGGCUCUCUUCUCUCAUUACAACUUGACUUGGGACCUUCACUUUUGGAUGAGGUCCUCAAUGUAAUGGACAAGAAAAAAUGUUAGAACUGGUACUCCCUUGCUUCUUUAAGUGAUUCACUUAAACAAAAAAACAACAAAAAAAAAAUAGUUCAAAAGCAGAGACACUUAAAAAUAGCUGUAUUUGCAGUUGUUUGACGGGUUUUCUAAAAAUAU